AGUGAGUCUAUAGUUGUGAUACUUCACGGAAAGCUUCAGAGCUAACACAAAUAAAUCAUGCGGAAGCAAUGGUAUUGUUGAUGUUCCCCCACACAACAUGAGCUCCCCACCGUUGCAACGAGACGGCAAGUACCCCGCACGACAGUUGGAGAAAAGCGGAUCACCGCCGAUUAUUUAAGAAUGACACCCCUCCAUCUCCAUCUACUUGACCUUGGCAGCCAGCUUUUAGAAUCCCGUCUCUCCUACGCCAAUUCAAUCUCAUCAACUCUUCUCCAUCGCCGUUUCUGUCCGAGCAUCCUACUGACACAAUGUCUCUCGCCACUCUAGACACUGCCCAGCAUCCCAACCUGCCGUCCGCGUCGGAGACCCUCUUCAAGGCCAAAGCCGCCAAGAAGCUGAGCUUCGAGCAGAUUGCCCAGCACAUUGGCCGCAAUGAAGUGGCUACCGCUGCUAUCUUCUAUGGCCAGGCCAAGGCUUCCCCCGAAGACAUCGAGAAACUCGCAUCGCUUCUCACCAUCCCUCACGAUGCUCUGGAGGAAAGGCUUAGUGGUUUCCCCGACCGUGGUCGCACCGUGGAGAUGCCUCCCAAGGAGCCCCUGAUUUACCGGUUGUAUGAGAUUGUGCAGAACUAUGGGUACGCAUACAAGGCGGUGCUGAACGAGAAGUUUGGUGAUGGUAUUAUGAGCGCUAUCUCUUUCUCGACCAAGGUGGAGAAGGAGACAGAUGCGGAUGGAAAUAACUGGGCCGUGAUUACUCUGCGUGGAAAGUGGCUGCCCUUCUCGCGGUUCUAAAUACGAGGUGUACGGAGAUCGGGUUUGGUGAAUGCAUAUAUAGUGUUCUGUAAAUGACUGAAUAAUGAAUUUCUUCUUUAAA
Aspergillus piperis CBS 112811 is the source of this 873-nucleotide messenger RNA. It is a transcript of the gene cyn1, whose product is annotated as putative cyanate hydratase. The transcript has 3 exons. NCBI's taxonomy places the organism in Eukaryota, Fungi, Ascomycota, Eurotiomycetes, Eurotiales, Aspergillaceae. Gene Ontology annotation, molecular function: cyanate hydratase activity; DNA binding. The coding region runs from base 309 to 791 and encodes 160 amino acids. The record is from RefSeq and is a predicted model, not a curated record.